Aspergillus ochraceoroseus IBT 24754 is the source of this 363-nucleotide messenger RNA. RefSeq lists its product as uncharacterized. NCBI's taxonomy places the organism in Eukaryota, Fungi, Ascomycota, Eurotiomycetes, Eurotiales, Aspergillaceae. The transcript has a single exon. The record is from RefSeq and is a predicted model, not a curated record. The coding region runs from base 1 to 363 and encodes 120 amino acids.
AUGUAUCGCGCAAGGCCCCAGCUUUCUCUGAACAUUGUUCCCAUGCAGACCUCCUCACGACCUGCACUGUCUCUCAAGUCUCCCGGUCUUCCUCGCACGCCAAUCUCCCCAAGUCCCGCAAGUCCAGCUGCAAAGCGCUUCUCCUCAUCGAUUCAAGUGCCAUCCUACAACUACGUCAACUCGUGCUCCUCCAAGAGUAUCCUCAAGAAACACGCCGCUUCGGCGCCUGGCACCCAGAAACGCAUCCAGUUCCAGGGCACGCCGAUUGUGCAUUGCAUUACCCCGAUCGAGAACACCGAUGAGUACUACGGAACUUAUACUAAGCUCUCUCGCGAAGAGCGUCGCUGGAUAGUCCGGGAAUGA